CCUGAAAUUUUUUCCGCCUCCACCCCCCGCCCUUUCUUUCCUCUCGCCCACCGUUUUCCUCCUCUGUUCUUGAUCUUUGCCCUGUGCAUUUACGGUCCUGCCCCCUGUGGGCCCCACCGCCUGCCUUUCUCUUUAUCUGUUUUUUUUUUGCCCGAGACCAUCUGCCUCCCCUUGUUUUGGUUUGCCCUUUUCCCUUUUUUUUUUCCUUCGUCCGCAGCCAGAAGAGAGAGGGAGAGAGAGAAAAGAAAACUCUCUUUCUCUCCGUCUUUCUUUUCUUUUCGACGGCUCGGGGCCCCGCUGACGUGGCGAGGGACAAAGCAGAGCCGUCGAUAUGUCGCUCAGCGAGAAGCUGGAGGCGGCGCGUGUCGCUCUCGGCAAGCGCAAGGAGCGCGAGCGCGAGCUGCAGGCCGCGCAGGCGCAGGCGCAGGCCCCCGUGCCGGCUAAAGCCGAGCCGGGGAAGCCGGCUCUGGCUGGCCCCGCCGGCGGCAACAAGCUGCUGGCCGGCCACCUGGCCCAUGAGUUCCUCGCCCACGGCACGCUGCUGGGGCGACGGAUCGAGCCGAGCCACGCGAGACCCGCUCCGGCGGCGCGAGCCGAGCCGGACCCGAAGAGGAGGUACGCCGAGGUGUCCUGGCUGCUGAUGACCAGCGGGGCCCACAUCCCCGGCGUCGUUAACCCGGCGCAGCUCGGCCGCUGGCUGCAGAUUAAGGACUGACCGGCGGACAGGUGGCGCAGCGCCAUUGGCCGGGAGCCGCCGAUCGACGGCGACCCGCGAGGCUUUUGUUCCGGCCUGCUGCUGCAAGAGAACCGGACCCGAUUCUUGCCUGCUGGAAACAUCAUCAAGUGGUUUCGCCAUUCCCGCCUCCUCUGCUGUGUGCUCUGCUCCCCUUUUUUUUUCACUUAUGUUAGAUUCUCUAGAUCUAGCGAGAUCGAUGAAAGCAUCAGCCUUGUACUAGAUUUUAUUCGACGCAUCGUUACAUUACAUACUGUUUUAAAUUUGUUGUAGUGUCAUGUAUCCCCAUGUAUCCAUCCCCUGUCUCUCUGCAUGAAGUCGUGUGUGUCGGAUGGCUUGACGAGCUCCCAUCUCGUGUGUUCUCACUGUAGCCUGUUGCUCUCUCUACUGAUGAGCACAGCCACAGCCAAGAGCUGAUAAGCUCACAUGCAUACUCGCAUGGCGAAAACGGUGCUGCGGCGGCAGCCGGCACCGGCAGGCAGGGCGACGAACAUUGCGUGCGUGUCGUUGCAUCGGUGGAGUGGCAAAGGCUCUGGCUGGCGUGGUGUAGUGGUUGGCGUGGGGCUGUGGCCUGUGGGUUUCUUAUAUGGAAGAACACCAGCUUGAAACACCGUUGUUGUUUUUUUUCUUU
This is a messenger RNA of Panicum hallii, 1364 nucleotides long. RefSeq lists its product as uncharacterized. The record is from RefSeq and is a predicted model, not a curated record. Lineage: Eukaryota; Viridiplantae; Streptophyta; Magnoliopsida; Poales; Poaceae. The transcript has a single exon. The coding region runs from base 332 to 715 and encodes 127 amino acids.